Molecule: messenger RNA, 2272 nt
Organism: Nannospalax galili (Upper Galilee mountains blind mole rat)
Lineage: Eukaryota; Metazoa; Chordata; Mammalia; Rodentia; Spalacidae
Gene: Ppm1g
Product: protein phosphatase, Mg2+/Mn2+ dependent 1G
Exons: 10
Coding region: 242-1858 (538 amino acids)
Biological process (GO): protein dephosphorylation
Cellular component (GO): nucleoplasm
Molecular function (GO): protein serine/threonine phosphatase activity; cation binding
Source: RefSeq, a predicted model, not a curated record
CCGCCCGCAGCGCCGCGCCGGCAGGGCGGGGUCUGGAGCGGCGCGGUUUCCGCUUCCGCUCCCUCUCCUCUCCCGUCCCGUUACCGCCUCCUGGCUGGCCUCGCGCCUUUCGCCGGCACCUUGCGUCUGCCGCGCAGCCGGGUCUGCUCCCUGCCACGAGCGCCCUCGGAGCUCCGGCUCCGGCGCCGGCAAGGGUCGCGUCCCGCUCGCUUGUCGCACAGGCCUCCGGCCAGCCGCCGCCAUGGGUGCCUACCUCUCCCAGCCCAACACGGUGAAGUGCUCCGGAGACGGGGUUGGCGCCCCGCGUCUCCCGCUGCCCUACGGCUUCUCCGCCAUGCAAGGCUGGCGCGUCUCCAUGGAGGAUGCUCACAACUGUAUUCCAGAGCUGGACAAUGAGACAGCCAUGUUUUCUGUCUACGAUGGACAUGGAGGGGAGGAAGUUGCCCUGUACUGUGCCAAAUAUCUUCCUGAUAUCAUCAAAGAUCAGAAGGCCUACAAGGAAGGCAAGCUACAGAAGGCUUUAGAAGAUGCCUUCUUGGCUAUCGAUGCCAAAUUGACCACUGAGGAAGUCAUUAAGGAGCUGGCACAGAUUGCAGGGAGACCCACUGAAGAUGAGGAUGAUAAAGAAAAAGUAGCAGAUGAAGAUGAUGUGGACAAUGAGGAGGCUGCAUUACUGCAUGAAGAGGCUACCAUGACUAUUGAAGAGCUGCUGACACGCUACGGGCAGAACUGUCAAAAGGGCUCUCCCCACAGCAAAUCUGGAGCUGGGACAGGCGAGGAACCAGGGUCCCAGGGCCUCAAUGGGGAGGCUGGACCUGAGGACCCAUCUAGGGAAACUCCUUCCCAGGAAAAUGGCCCCACAACCAAGGCCCACACAGGCUUUUCCUCUAACUCAGAACAUGGGACUGAGGCAGGACAAAUUGGUGAGCCUGGUACUCCUACUGGUGAGGCUGGGCCUUCCUGCUCUUCAGCCUCCGACAAGCUGCCUCGAGUUGCUAAGUCCAAGUUCUUUGAGGACAGUGAGGAUGAGUCAGAUGAGGCGGAGGAGGAAGAGGAUGACAGUGAGGAAUGCAGUGAGGAAGAGGAUGGCUACAGCAGUGAGGAGGCAGAGAAUGAGGAGGACGAAGAUGACACCGAGGAGGCUGAAGAGGAUGAAGAUGAGGAAGAGAUGAUGGUGCCUGGAAUGGAAGGCAAAGAGGAGCCUGGCUCUGACAGUGGCACAACAGCGGUGGUUGCUCUGAUACGAGGGAAGCAGUUGAUUGUGGCCAAUGCAGGAGACUCUCGCUGUGUGGUAUCUGAGGCUGGCAAAGCUUUAGACAUGUCCUAUGACCACAAACCAGAGGAUGAAGUGGAGCUAGCACGCAUCAAGAAUGCUGGUGGCAAGGUUACCAUGGAUGGACGAGUCAAUGGAGGCCUCAACCUCUCUAGGGCCAUUGGAGACCAUUUCUACAAGAGAAACAAAAACUUGCCACCUGAGGAACAGAUGAUUUCUGCCCUUCCUGACAUCAAGGUGCUGACUCUCACUGAUGACCAUGAGUUCAUGGUCAUUGCUUGUGAUGGCAUCUGGAAUGUGAUGAGCAGCCAAGAGGUUGUAGACUUUAUUCAAUCAAAGAUCAGCCAGCGUGAUGAAAAUGGGGAGCUUCGGUUAUUGUCAUCCAUUGUGGAAGAGUUGCUGGAUCAGUGCCUGGCACCAGACACUUCUGGGGACGGUACAGGGUGUGACAACAUGACUUGCAUCAUCAUUUGCUUCAAGCCGAGAAACACAGCAGAGAGCAGCAAGCGGAAACUGCAGGAGGCACUCUCUGCUGAGGGGGCUGAAGAGAACGGUAACAGUGAGAAGAAGGCCAAGAGGGACUAGCAGUCAUCCAGGCCCCCGCCCACCUGGACUGUUUUCUGAGCCCUCCGGACCUAAGACUGAGUUUUGUCUUUUUCUUUUAGCCUUAGCAGUGGGUAUGAGGUGUGCAGGGGGAGCUGGGUGGCUUUCCUCAGCCCAUUCCAAAGAGGGCUCUCCCUCCACAUGGCAGCCUGGGAACCUCUGCUGUCCUCUCCAGCCUCCUCCUUACUCCUUUGGGCUCAUCGCCGGUCGGUUCUGUGCCUGUGCUCUGUUGUGUUGGAGGGAAGGACUGGUGGUUCUGAUUUUUACUCUGUGAACACUUUAUUUAAGGACAUUCUUUUUUAUUGGCGGCGCCAUGGCCCCCAGCCGCUUGCACCCGCUCUCUGUUGUACACUUUCAAGCAACACUUUUUCAGACUAAAGGCCAAACAAAAACUAA